GUGAAGGGAUUGUCUUUUAUUUAGACUAGACAUGAGACAGAUAGUGUUUUUAUAUUCAGUCCUUAUUUUGAUACAAUACUUUAGUAUACAAAAUGCUGAAGUAACGGAUGAACUGGACAAUGAAUUACUACUCCAAGAGUUGGAUCGUCGAAAUGUGAAAAGAUCGCCAUAUGACGUUCCGGGAUAUGAUAGAUAUCCUAAUAGAGAUUAUUAUGGAUUCGAUAUUCAGAAAUUCGAAAAUACAGACAGACAUAGUUGUGCGGAAGAAUGCAACGAACUGUCAGAAUGCAAGGCAUUCGUUUUCAAUAAGAUAAAUACUUGUUUUAUAAAGACUAGAGGAAGUACAAGCGGUGCGCCAUACAUGAAGAAUAACUUUGGAGAAUUAUUUAUUAAAAGAACUGACGAAAUUAUUGGCUAUACUCAUUAUCCAAAAAUGGAUUAUAAUUUACACGACAUUAGAAAAUUAGUAAAUUCUAAUCCGCAUGACUGUGCGGAUGAAUGUAAUGAUGAGCCGAAAUGUAAAGGAAUUGUCUUUAACAUUUACACUAAAUACUGCUAUCUUAAACACGACGCUAAGCCGGAAGGAGAAUACUUUAUUAAAAAUCACGCUGGACAAUUAUAUAUAAAAGAUAAUAUAUAUGACGAUGAUGAAUCCAGUGAUUAAAACAUUUUUUUUAAAUAAAUCAAAUUGCAUCCAGUAAGAUCAUUUGAAGACUGGCGAAAAGACGAUUUGGAACUACAAUGUAAAUCUAUAGCUAAACUUUUUUCCUUGAAUUUUGAAUAAUACAGUUAAACACAAAAAUUUUUCAGCCAA
This is a messenger RNA of Dimorphilus gyrociliatus, 814 nucleotides long. Lineage: Eukaryota; Metazoa; Annelida; Polychaeta; Dinophilidae. The record is from the annotation of a GenBank genome assembly.